This is a messenger RNA of Cuscuta epithymum, 1781 nucleotides long. The record is from the annotation of a GenBank genome assembly. NCBI's taxonomy places the organism in Eukaryota, Viridiplantae, Streptophyta, Magnoliopsida, Solanales, Convolvulaceae.
AAACUGUAAACAGGUAGAGAAGCUAUGUUAGGGUUGUGAAAUAGCGCGAACACAUUUAUCUUUUCAUAUACCUUUGAAAUUCUAGGGCUUUCCCCCCAUCUUUUCUCCUUCGAUUAGCUUCCGCUAUUUCCCCCCACUUCUCACUCGACCCUAUUGUCUCUCCGUCUAUAAACGUACGCGCAAAGAAAUGUAUGUAUGCAUGUGUGUGGCCGGAAUCCCUCGUUUAUAAAUUAGAGAAACUGUUCUUCCCCUUCUGGUUGUAAGGUAUGGUGCGAGCAGUGAAGCGCGAAGCAGAAUGUUCUCAGAGUGGAAAGCACGGAGCAUCAGAGAGCAAUGGUGGUGACUGUAGCCAUAAUAGUUCCGGGGAAGCCGACACGCUCGACCGCAGAGUUCUUCGUUCGCGAUAUCUCAAUGUUAAGACUCGGAUUUGUGAUGGAAAAGAUGAUUUAUCCAGGUUUGAUUCAGAUAAAUUUAGUUCAAUAUUCGAAGAAGUUGAAAGGUUGCACGAGAAAGUACAAAACCCUAGAGAACAAGUUGCAGAUGCUGAAACAUUAUUGGACAUCACAAACAGUUUAGUGACCUCUGUAAAGUCACAUGGAAAUGAAGGAGUUACCCCUACAGAUUUUAUUACGUGUUUGCUUAGGCAGUUUGGGGAUCAAGCAGGCCCCAGUUCUGGCACAGACUAUAGUCGAAAUUCCAUUCGGUGGAAGGAGGUUAGCCAUGCUGUCCCCGAUUUCUUCAAGAGUGCUCCUGGAUGCUGUACAAUGAUUGGGCCUAUAAGUACUGAAAUUAAGCAACGCAAGGUUGCAGUACAAAGAAAACGUGUAAAGCCUACUGGUAAUGAACGACCAGAGGAGCUUCCGGACAGCUCAGCAGACAAAAACACGGACACAGACAAAAAUAUGGCAACAAUGUUCCAAAUCUUAAGAAAGCACAAGAGGGUCAAGCUUGAAGUAUUGCUGUUGAAUAGAAGAUCAUUUGCACAAACAGUAGAAAAUCUAUUUGCUUUAUCUUUUUUGGUCAAAGAUGGAAGGGCUGCAAUAACCGUUGACGAGAAGGGCGUCCACUUUGUUUCACCUAGGAAUGCCCCUGCUGCAAACGCAAUUCUUUCUGGAGAAGUUUCCUAUACUCAUUUUGUUUUCAGAUUUGACUUUAAUGAUUGGAAGCUAAUGCUGGCUUCUGUUGGGAAUGGGGAGGAGUUAAUGCCUCACAGAAAUGAAGAAGUCCUGACUAUGUACCCAGAAGCGGCACGAGCUAAUGUUGAAGAACAAUCAGAAAGAGGGACAACAACACCGAUAAGGAAGUUGUCUAGGAACCGAGGUCUGGUUUUGCAGGAGCAGCAGUUAGUGGUGGAUGAUUCUCCCGAGGCUAGUGGAGAAUCAGGAACAACAAGAGCUGCUAUCAGAAAAGGAAAGCGCAAGUUGUAGAACUUGGGUUAACUGUUCGAGGUGGGGGUCUAAUUCAAGGAAGUUUGAAUUUGAUUUUGGGAGCUUCAUUCAAGGCUUGGACUUUUUAUGUGUUGCUAUGGCUAGUUAAUGUAACUUUUAGUAGGUAACACUACCAAGUAGACAACGAUGCUAGUUUGCUAGAAGCAAGCCAGAUGUACAUAACUUGUUUGAUUCUUCAGCACUUUUCUGCUUUUAGUUUUCUAAAAUCUACGUGUCAUUCAUUUAACUAAGGGGUGUCCCCAAUUUGGAUUGUAAAGGAAUUUAGAAUUCCAUAACAAUCUUGGUGUCGCCAAAUUAAAUUCUUGAUGAUUCUGUGAUCUUCAAUAAUUUCAC